Gekko japonicus is the source of this 3382-nucleotide messenger RNA. It is a transcript of the gene RAPGEFL1, whose product is annotated as Rap guanine nucleotide exchange factor like 1. The transcript is spliced from 18 exons. NCBI's taxonomy places the organism in Eukaryota, Metazoa, Chordata, Lepidosauria, Squamata, Gekkonidae. Bases 1 to 2160 code for a protein of 719 amino acids. Gene Ontology annotation, cellular component: plasma membrane. Gene Ontology annotation, biological process: Ras protein signal transduction; positive regulation of GTPase activity. The record is from RefSeq and is a predicted model, not a curated record. Gene Ontology annotation, molecular function: guanyl-nucleotide exchange factor activity.
AUGGCAUGGAUGGUGGAUAGCCCCCAUAAGAGAUACCUCCGGUGGAUAGCCCCCAGAAGAGAUGUCUCCGUUGGCAUUGAUCCCAAGACAGAGGUGGUGGUGGUAGAAAGACUCGAGGGGAUCAACUUCUGGAUCGGGUUCAAUAAGCAAACGUGGAGGGUGAUGCUGCGUGCUGCUAGGGGAGCCUCUGACACCGACAAUGUCGACGAGAGAGAAGGAGAAGGCUCUGCGUCCAUGGGGCGACUAAGGAGCUUCACCAUCUCGAUAUCGGUGGCCAACGCCAAGGACUACCUUCCCCUCAUUUUCAAACAGGGCUUUUCCUUUGAGGAGCUGAGCCGGCGGCCCAGCGUCUCCAAGAUCCUGCUGCCCGGCUUCCUCAAGGACGAGCCCCUGGAGGCGGGCCCGGAGGGCGACGGGUGCUGGCUGGAGCUGCGGCCCCCCGAGGCCGCCCUGCGCUCGCCCACCUCCUUCUCCUCCGAGGAGCUCUCGCCCGCCGGCGGCGGCGGCGGCAACGGCAGCGGAGGGGGCGAGAGCCAGCUCAGCCCGGAGGCCGUGCCCACCUGCUGCUGGGCGCCGCUGGCCGAGCCCGAGAGCCCCGAGCGCCUGCUGGAGAGGCUGCUGGAGAGACUGGCCGGCGAGCCCACCGCGCCCCACGGGCAUGGCUGCGGCGCAGACUUGCUUCUAGAUGACAUCGUCCUCACCCACUCGUUGUUCCUGCCCACCGAGCAGUUCCUGCACCAACUACAUCAGCACUUCAUGACGGCGUCAACAAUCCCUUCACCCCCGUGUUGGAAGGACGGUGAGGCCACCCAUCGGAAGCGAGCCGUUUUGGUUAUCUUGCUGCAUUUCCUUGAGACCUACAAAGGGAUCUUGCAGGAAGAGGAGAAAGCAGGCAAAGUCAUUAAGGAUCUGUACUUGCUGAUCAUGAAAGACUCCUCCCUCUACCACAAACUGGAAGAUGAAAUUCUGAAGUUACAUCAACUUGUUGAGACGGUGGAGCUCAAGGUGACUGAUGAAAGCCAACCCCCUAGCAAACAAGUCAAACCCCUUUUCCGGCACUUCCGUCGCAUAGAUUCUUGCCUUCAGACACGGGUCGCUUUCCGCGGGUCGGAUGAAAUCUUCUGCCGCGUCUACAUGCCUGACCACUCCUACGUCACCAUCCGCAGCCGCCUCUCUGCCUCCGUGCAGGACAUCCUCGCCUCUGUGACGGAGAAGCUCCAGUAUUCUGACGAGCAGCCCACACGGGAAGAGGCCCUCAUCCUGGUGGCCGUGGCAUCGUCAGGAGAGAAAUCUGUGCUGCAGCCGAAUGAAGAGUGUGUUUUCACCACCCUGGGGAUCAACAGCCAUCUCUUUGCCUGCACCAAGGAUACUUUUCCGUCAGUGGUCCCUCUCCCCGAUGAAAUCCAGGUGUCGCCGGGUGACACGGAGAUCCACCGAGUUGAAGCUGAGGACGUGGCGAAUCACCUCACGGCCUUCCACUGGGAAUUGUUCCGCUGUGUCCAUGAGUUGGAAUUUGUGGACUACGUUUUCCACGGGGAACGUGGCCGGCGGGAGACGGCUAAUCUGGAGCUGCUGCUGCAGCGUUGCAGCGAAGUUCAGCACUGGGUGGCCACGGAGGUGUUGCUGUGUGAGUCGCUGGGGAAGCGAGCGCACCUGCUCAAGAAGUUCAUCAAGAUCGCUGCUGUGUGCAAACAGAAUCAAGACAUGUUGACGUUCUAUGCUGUGGUGAUAGGACUGAACAAUGCACCUGUCAGCCGGUUGCGUCUCACCUGGGAGAAGCUUCCCGGCAAAUUUAAGAACCUGUUCCGGAAAUUUGAGAAUCUCACGGACCCCUGUCGGAAUCAUAAGAGCUACAGAGAAGUCCUCUCUAGGAUGAAACCCCCCAUCAUCCCCUUCGUGCCCCUCAUCCUAAAAGACCUGACCUUUUUGCAUGAAGCCAGCAAAACCUUGGUGGACGGACUGGUCAAUAUAGAGAAGCUGCACUCUGUGGCGGAAAAAGUUCGGACAAUCAGGAAGUGCCGGAGCAGGCCUCUCUGCCUGGAAAUGGAGUCGUCCCCUCAACAGCUGCAGACAAAGGCGUACGUCCGGCAGUUCCAAGUCAUAGACAAUCAGAACCUGCUCUUUGAGCUCUCUCACAAGCUGGAGUUGAACAGCCAGUGAGGCUGGGUGGGUGGGUCCUAGCAAGGAAUGUUUACUCUGUGGGAUACUUGAGCACUUUUGGGGGUGGACAAGGGGUUUUGCCUCCUGAGCUUUGCCCUGCUUGGAGGGGCAACAGCAUGAAGUUUGCAAAUGGCAGGGAUGACUGACCUUGGGCAGGGAUGGCCCAAGACCUUUGGAUGCCUGGGGUGGAAAAUGCAUCUGGUACCUCGCUUUCUUACUCGUUAACAUGGGACACCAUCUACUGGGACGUUUUCCUACCAAUGGAACUGAAGGUUUUUUUCUUUCUUUUUUUGCUGCCAUUUAAUGGUGCUCCAGAUUUUACUUAAUGGCAGAGCCCACCCUCGGCUUUCCCUCAUUCUCAUUUUCCUCUCUUGUAAGUUCCUGUUUCUUUGGGGUUUUCUUCUUUUUCUGAACGCGCUUUGCUCCCUCUAGUGGUUGAUUCGAUAUUACAUCGGUUUGUGUCAGACAUAUCUGCCUGCAGACUUAAACUGCAUGUUUUUAUGCCAGACAUAAACUGGUGUAUUAUAGAAUCGACCACUAGAAGGCUCCACAUGUGGAAGAGAAAAACCUGGGAAGAAACAGGAACUUGCAAGUGAGGAAAAUUAAAAUGAGGGAAGGAACCCUGUCUCCUGCAAAGGCAUCAUUUGUGUUUCUGGGCUCUCUGCAAAAAGGUUCAUACCAAUGAAAUGUACACAGGAGAACUUUCCUGACGGAUCGUGUCCCACCCACAGACUCCAUUGGUCUCUCAUACUUUUGCCUCUUACAGCACUCAGAAUCUACUACCUGAGGCAGCUGCUUCACAUUGUGUUGUGGUAGAAACACCCCUGACAGGCCUUUAGAGGGUGGUUAGGACUUAAAACAAAACAAAACAAACAGUGUUUUCUACCGGAGGUCAUGCAGAAGCGGGAUUUCUUGUCUUAUUUGCAGGAAAGCACGAACAAAAGGUCAAUGCCCUAACUGGGCAGUUUCUCUCCCUACCGAGAGCAUAAAGGAACAAGUUCUUUGAAAAACUACAAAGUUUUGAAUUAGAUAAAUAAGCUGCCAAGGUCGUGAAUCUAACACAGUACGGUUGCCAGAGGCAGCAUGUACAGAAAUGUCAAGAAAUGUUAAUUUUCUAUCUUUUAAUCCUCCUCUUAUUUCUAUAUCGUCGGUGUCUAUUUAUAUUUCCACCUUGGAAAGGUUUGAUGUGGAAACCUUUUAUAUGAUUAAAUAUUUCAAGGAG